Messenger RNA from Archocentrus centrarchus (flier cichlid), 4687 nucleotides. RefSeq names its product glutamate receptor, ionotropic, N-methyl-D-aspartate 3Bb (gene grin3bb). Gene Ontology annotation, cellular component: membrane. Gene Ontology annotation, molecular function: signaling receptor activity; ligand-gated monoatomic ion channel activity. Bases 1 to 3678 code for a protein of 1225 amino acids. NCBI's taxonomy places the organism in Eukaryota, Metazoa, Chordata, Actinopteri, Cichliformes, Cichlidae. The record is from RefSeq and is a predicted model, not a curated record. The transcript is spliced from 9 exons. Gene Ontology annotation, biological process: monoatomic ion transport.
AUGUCUUUCACCUCCUCCUCCUCCUGCUUCCGGACUCUCCGAGCCUUCCUCCUCCUGCAGCUCCUCCUCGUGCCGCCGUGCCUCCUCCACCCGCAACCGUGCCACGUCCUGGCGCAGAUCGGACACACGGUGCGCGUCGGUGCGCUCCUGCCGGCGCAGCGAGCGGCGCGCGUGCAGGUUCAGGCGGCGCUGAGCCGCGUCGCAACCGCGGUGAGCCAGGACCGGGACCGGGAGCGGAACCCGGACCGGGACCCGGAGCGGGUAAACUUCCUGCCCUACAACCUGAGCCUGGAACUGGUACCCCGGCAACUGGCCGCGGCGGACCCGGAGUCGCUACUCCGCUGCGCGUGCCAGGGCGUGGUGGUGCAGGGAGUGUCCGCCGUGCUCGCCUUCCCGCAGAGCCGCGAGGAGCUGCUACAGGUGGACUUCAUGGCCUCCUUCCUGGAGAUCCCCUUCCUCAGCGUCAUUGAGCACGGAGAGCCGCUCCGCACGCAGAACCAGUUUCACCUGCAGAUGGUGACGGGCAUUCCAGAGUCCGGUCUGUCCGAUCUGCUGCUGACGGUUCUGCGGCGGUCCGGUUGGAGGGAGGGUACUGUGGUGCUGUGUCGGGGCUGGGAGGAGGCUCGGGGUCUUCUGCAGCUCCUGGACCAUCGCAGUGGUGCAUCAUGGGACAGCGGUAGUGGGGUCACCUGGCACCUGCGGGCCCUCCUGAACUUGACACAGUUGGCUCACGACGACACGCAGAUCCACGACUUCCUGUCUCGACACUUCCGACAGAGCCAGGCCUCGCCGGCAUCAGUGCUGCUGUUUGGAGCUGACCCGCAGUGCGCGGCUGCAGUGCUGCGCAGCGCCCAGGACCUGGGCCUGAUGUUACCCAUGGUGCACUGGGUGCUGGGCCAGCCACUGAGCCCUGACGUGCUGCACACCAUUGGACUGCCCCUCGGCCUGCUGGCCUAUGGAGAGGUGGAACGGAAACCACUUGACUUCUACAUUAGAGAUGCCCUGCAGCUCAUCACCAGGGCUGUGGCUGCAGCGACCGCGGUGAGGCCAGACCUGGCUCUGAUCCAGAACAUGGUGAACUGCUACGACAAACCCAGCAAGCACGAGGUGCCAUCCUCAGGACAGUACCUCGCCAGGUUUUUUUCAAACACAUCUUUCUCUGGGCUUACCGGUCCCAUCCGGGUCCACCAGAACUUGUCUGAGGUUCUAACUGUGCAGCGGUUCCAUAUCUGGAGUCUGCGGCGGGACGCGCUGGGUCAGCCCACCUGGGUGACGGUGGGCAGCUGGGAGGGGGGCCAGCUGCAGGUGGAGGAUCAGCGGGUGUGGCAGGGACCCAAAUUUCGCCACAGGACAGAAGGAACGGGUGGGAGGACCAGGGGCCGCUGGAGAGCAGGGCUGCCGGUAUCGGGGAGUCGGGUCCGGGUGGUGACCCUGGUGGAACAUCCCUUUGUGUUCACGCGGGACGUGGACGAUGAGGGCAGCUGCCCAGCUGGUCAGUUCUGCCUGGAUGCCGGCACUAACAGUUCAGAGAUCCUGGAGAGAUACUUCAGGGACGUGGCAGGUGGUAAUGGCAGCUCACUGCCGAGAGAGUACGCCAAGUGCUGCUAUGGAUACUGCAUCGAUCUGCUAGAGAAGCUGGCUGAGGAUCUGGGCUUUGAGUUUGACCUUUACAUCGUUGGAGAUGGAAAGUAUGGCGCAUGGAAAGGGGGCCGCUGGACGGGACUGGUGGGUGAUCUUCUGAAUGGUCUAGCGGACAUGGCCGUCACCUCGUUUAGCAUCAACUCUGCCCGGAGCCGGGUGAUCGACUUCACCUCGCCCUUCUUCUCCACCAGCCUGGGCAUCCUGGUGCGCAGUAAGGACACGGCAGCCCCCAUCGGGGCCUUCAUGUGGCCCCUGCACUGGUCCAUGUGGGUGGGCAUUUUCCUGGCGCUGCACAUAACAGCGCUCUUCCUCACACUGUAUGAGUGGAAGAGUCCAUUUGGUAUGACGCCUCAUGGACGCAACAGGGUGAGGGUCUUCUCUUACUCAUCGGCUCUCAACCUGUGUUACGCCAUCCUAUUCGGGCGCACCGUCUCCUCCAAGACCCCGAAGUGCUGGACAGGUCGCUUCCUGAUGAAUCUGUGGGCCAUCUUCUGUCUGCUGGUGCUGUCUAGCUAUACUGCCAACCUUGCUGCCGUCAUGGUGGGAGAAAAGACUUUUGAGGAGGUCUCAGGAAUACAUGACGCCAAGCUGCAUCAUCCAUCACGGGGUUUUCGAUUUGGGACGGUGAGAGAAAGCAGCGCUGAGGAUUACAUGAAAAAGAGUUUUCCAGAGAUGCACGAGUACAUGAGACGCUUCAACGAGCCGACCACACCCGAAGGAGUCGCCACCCUCAAGACAGAUCCUCCUCAGCUUGACGCCUUCAUCAUGGACAAAGCUCUGCUGGAUUAUGAAGUCUCCAUCGACGCCGACUGUAAACUGGCGACUGUCGGAAAACCAUUUGCCAUCGAAGGUUACGGUAUAGGCCUCCCUCAGAACUCUCCUCUGACCUCCAAUGUCUCUGAGUUCAUCAGCAGAUAUAAGUCCGAUGGAUACAUGGACUUGCUGCAUGACAAGUGGUACAAAGUGGUUCCGUGUGGGAACCGUGUGUUUGCAGUCACUGAGACUCUUCAGAUGGGCAUCAGUCACUUCUCUGGACUCUUUGUGUUGUUGUGCGUUGGUGUGAGCGGCGCUUUGCUGACUCUGGCAGGCGAACAUGGUUUUUAUCGACUCAUCCUGCCACACAUUCGCCGCCGUCAAAACCUGAAAUACUGGCUGCACACCUCACAGAAAAUCCACCGAGCUCUGAACAUGACGUAUGAGGACGUGAAGAGGCAGCGAGCUGAGAAAGAGAAGAGCUGUAACCUGCAGAAGUCUCAGCCCCCCCCAGGUCCUGCAGCCCCCCCUGCCCCUGGUGCAUCAGCCAAGUGGAACAAUGAGACGAGCAAGGAUGUCACUGCCGCAGCUGCUGCCAAGGAUGCCCGAGACUUCAAAAGAGUCCACUUCAACCUGGAGACCCUGAACACUCGCCGUCUGCUCGCUCGCCUCGCAGCCUCUGAAGCCAAGGGAGGCGGGGCCAGGGCUGAGAGGGAGGGCCCGACCAAGUCGAAGGCUGGGCCAAACAGCAAGCCGUUUGAGAACGGUGGACCUGCGGCUUCAUUCACCAGUCUACUGCUGACCCUCCCCUCCUCAUCCUCUUCUGCAAGACCCAAUGCCUCAGCUCUGCCCACCACAGCUGUGGCCGCUCCUCCUGCUACUUCAGCCCCUGCCUCUCUAACAGUGGCCUCACCUGCCACAGAAGCCCCACCCCCUGCUGUUGUGGCUCCUCCCCGGCCCGGCGAGCUGGAGGAGCUGCAGGAGCAGAUUGAACAAAUGAGAGAAAAGUUGCGGACGGCUCUGACAAGGAGAGCCGAGAUUCAAACCACUCUGACCAAACCUGUCGCCACGGUGACAAGCACUCAACCAUCUCUCACCACGACGAACAUUACGGCGACCACCGCAACGAUGACAGGAGCCACGCCCAUUCCCUUACCCACCGUUACCUCAGUAACAACCCUCCCCUCCAACAUGAAAUGCGUGACAACCAUGACAGACCCCCCCCACAAAGUCUUGUCCAAAGUCCGGCCCCUCCACAGCAGAUUUGCCAAUCAGAAAAGGUGAUGCUCUCUGGGGAGGCCACAUGACACGGCAGCCAUUCUAAUCAGCAGUGAGGAAAAAAAUUUGCUCCUCAAAGAAGCUGAUUGGUUUCAGGGCUAUUUGUUAUUUUCUUUCCAAUCAGAUGAUCGAUUACCAAUAUUUCCACCUAAAACUGGAACUCGUGAAAACAUUAAAGAAAAAAAUUGUCUGAAGAAGUUUAUAAAAUGAAAGAUCUCUGCUGAGAAAACGUGCUGAAAAUGAGGGUCACGAGAACAGGUAACACCUCGGUUCAAGUGUAGCUUUAUUAUUUCACACAUUUCAUUAAAGCCCAUUUAUUAUAUACACUAAAUCCUUAUCCUGUUCAGGGUCGUGAUGGGGCUGGAGCCUAUCCCAGCUGUCAUAGGGCGAGAGGUAGGGUACACCCUGUACAGGUCGCCAGCCUGUCACAGGGCCAACACAGAGAGACAGACAACCAUUCACAAUCAUGGGCAAUUUAGAAUCACCACUUAACCUAACCCCACUAACUGCAUGUCUUUGGAUUGUGGGAGGAAACCCGUGCAGACGCAGGGAGAACAUAAAAACUCCACACAGAAAGGCCCAGGCCAACGUGGGAUCAAACCCAGACCUUCUAGCUGUGAGGCAACAGUGUUAACCGCCAUGCCACUGUGCUUUCUGAUUAUAAUAAAAGUAUUACUAAUAUGACAGAUUAUAAUUUGCUUUUCAGGCUUUUUUUUACUUCUAAACAUCAAAGACAAUCUAUUUAAAAACAUUUAAUAUGAAAUAUAUUUAUCACCUUAAAGAGUGAUUUUAAAAAAAAUAAAGUUUUAAUAUAUUUCAGUUGGAAGUAAUGCCUGUAAAGUCUGAAGUGUGAGAUAAAUUGCAUAAACUGAGGACCACGAUGUGAGCCCUGGGGUGCACCAGAUUUAACAAGUUCUUAGGUUGAGCCAAAUAUGGAAUAAUGUUAGUUAUAUUAUAGAAAUAAAUAUUCCUAAAGAAUCCAGAGACUUAUUUUUGCAUAUUUGUACAUAUUCGG